UGGGCAGAAACUUGCGCAGCUGACGUUGUGCUUGAUAACCACACAAGGCAGACAGUUUAAUUCUUUCUCCCAGAAAGUUUUUUAUUGUUGUUUUUCUUGCAGAGAGAUAAGUGGAGAUGAAUUAGUUGGACGGAUACUGCAGCGCGUAAAAAGUUGUGGAUGGUUACUUUUGCGCAUAAACAUUUAAAGGACUAUUAUAUCUCCAAAAGUUGCGGCAUAAAACAAGAGCAAGUGAAAUUUUUACCUCUGCAAAACUAUCGUCCACAAGCAGGCUGGAAGACCAUCCACUCCGGAGAACACAGCGAAUCCGCAGAGCGCAGAUGAUCGCAACUGGUGUUUGUGGCGUCGCGCUGGUGCUGGUGUUAGUGGUGCUGAUCCCGGUGGUGGUGAACACCGCCGGGACACCAGCCCGCUACGAGAUGCUCGGGUCCUGUCAAAUGGUGUGCGAUUCCCACGGGACUGCAGCCACGGCCACGGCCAAGGCAACCAACCCGAUCAAAGACAACCGCCUGGCUCAGUCGCUUCCGACUUUCAUCCAAGGACCUCAAGGAGAGCCGGGACGCGUGGGGAGGAUGGGCUCGAGGGGUCCUAUUGGUGAUCCCGGGCCACCUGGACCUACUGGUCCGCCCGGAGAGAGAGGGGCACCGGGUCCACCCGGAGCACCUGGAUCAAACGGGCCUAACGGUGCCAUCAGCGCCGCUACUUACAACACAAUCCCAAAGAUUGCCUUCUAUGCAGGACUGAAGAAGCAGCACGAGGGAUAUGAAGUGUUGAAAUUCGACGAUGUUGUCACAAAUCUGGGCAACCACUAUGACCCCUCUUCAGGGAAAUUCACCUGCUCAAUACCGGGGAUUUACUUCUUUGUUUAUCAUGUGCUGAUGCGAGGCGGAGAUGGAACCAGCAUGUGGGCUGACCUCUGUAAAAACAACCAGGUGAGAGCCAGUGCCAUCGCACAAGACGCCGACCAGAACUACGACUACGCCAGCAACAGCGCUGUCCUGCACCUCGAGCCCGGGGACGAGAUUUACAUCAAGCUGGACGGCGGAAAGGCGCACGGGGGCAACAACAACAAGUACAGCACCUUCUCCGGCUUUAUGUUGUACGCCGAUUGA
Molecule: messenger RNA, 1112 nt
Organism: Cottoperca gobio
Lineage: Eukaryota; Metazoa; Chordata; Actinopteri; Perciformes; Bovichtidae
Gene: c1ql3b
Product: complement component 1, q subcomponent-like 3b
Exons: 2
Coding region: 321-1112 (263 amino acids)
Molecular function (GO): protein binding
Source: RefSeq, a predicted model, not a curated record